Molecule: messenger RNA, 2107 nt
Organism: Octodon degus (degu)
Lineage: Eukaryota; Metazoa; Chordata; Mammalia; Rodentia; Octodontidae
Product: PDZ and LIM domain protein 5
Exons: 1
Coding region: 58-1071 (337 amino acids)
Biological process (GO): actin cytoskeleton organization; muscle structure development; heart development
Cellular component (GO): Z disc; stress fiber; adherens junction
Molecular function (GO): actin binding; muscle alpha-actinin binding
Source: RefSeq, a predicted model, not a curated record
GGCGCGCGUUCCGAGUUUCCUUCAUUGCCUGGCAUUCUAAUUUGAGCUAUUGGAACCAUGAGCAACUACAGUGUAUCCUUGGUUGGCCCAGCUCCGUGGGGCUUCCGACUGCAAGGUGGCAAGGAUUUCAACAUGCCUCUGACAAUCUCUAGUCUAAAAGAUGGUGGCAAGGCAUCCCAGGCAAAAGUGAGAAUAGGCGAUGUGGUCCUCAGCAUUGACGGAAUAAGUGCAAAUGGGAUGACUCAUCUGGAGGCCCAGAACAAGAUAAAGGGCUGUACAGGCUCCUUGAAUAUGACUCUACAAAGAGCAUCUGCCACACCCAAGCCGGAGCCAAUUUCUGUUCAAAAGGGAGAACCUAAAGAAGUAGUUAAACCUGUGCCCAUUACUUCUCCUGCUGUGUCCAAAGUCACUUCCACCACCAACAUGGCCUACAAUAAGGCACCACGACCCUUUGGUUCUGUGUCUUCACCAAAAGUCACCUCCAUCCCAUCACCAUCGUCUGCCUUCACCCCAGCCCAUGCAACCACUUCAUCACAUGCCUCCCCUCCACCUGUGGCUGCUGUCACUUCUCCCCUGUCCUCUGCAUCUGGACUGCAUGUUAAUGCCAGUCUUAGUGCUGACCAGUGUUCACCUGCACUGAGUGCUGGUAAAACUGCAGUUAAUGUCCCAUGGCAGCCCACAGUCACCAGCGUGUGUUCCGAGACUGCUCAGGAGCUAGCAGAGGGCCAGAGAAGAGGAUCCCAGGGUGACAGUAAACAGCAAAAUGGUCCACCAAGAAAACACAUUGUGGAGCGCAAUACGGAGUUUUAUCACAUACCCACUCACAGUGAUGCCAGCAAGAAGAGGCUGAUGGAGGAUACUGAAGACUGGCGUCCGAGGACUGGAACAACUCAGUCUCGCUCUUUCCGCAUCCUUGCCCAGAUCACUGGGACUGAACAUCUGCAAGAAUCUGAAUCUGAUAAUACAAAGAAGGCAAAGGAAAAGAUACCCCUUCACGCCUUUAGUCCCAAAUAUACAAAAUUACGUGACUGGCACCAUGAAGUUUCAGCUCGUGCUCUUAACGUACAGUGAUUUAUGAGCCUUGCCCCCAAGCAGCCAGCACAUAUACCUUUUCAUUCACUUUUUCUUUUUGAACUUCAUAGCAAGAUCUGUGUUCAUUUGCUUUGUUGGAAAAUAGAAUCUUUUCUAUUCUAUACUUUUCUAACAAUUUCCUAUUGUGAAACUGAAGAAGAUAAACAUGUUUUGUGCUAGUUGGUAGCUCAUAAAUAUAGUCAAAGGAAAAAAUGAAAGGAGUGGAUCUAUUCAGUGGAUUUAUGUGUUUCCCUUGUUAUUAUGGUAAUAACAUUGGAAAAGGAGUUUUUUUUAAGUUGAAUUUGUCUCGUCAUUUAAAGCUAAGGUAGAUAAACAAAUAAUAUGUUUGUCUAACUUGGAAAAUACAUCCUUUGUGUCAUUAUGUUUCCCAAGAUCAUUUUUAAGUUCAUUACUAUGGAUUGUUUAGAAUUGAUUACAAAUUAUUUCAUGUAAGCAAAUACAAGGAGAUAAGACUAAAAAUAAAAAAUUUUCAUAGUGAAAUUCAUUGUAGGUUUAGGUAUCUUGUAAAGCAAGCUCUAUUCAGGAUGGCUAUAUGAAGAAGAGGAAGAGGCCAAGACAGGGCUGCUAAAGGAGAGAAGAGAACUCUGCUGUUUCCAGUGAGAAAAUAAAAAUAUUUUUUGGUUUGGUUAGAUUCAAAAUUCUGUUUUCUACUAAAGGAACUAUACAGAACUGUUGAAUAUUUUUAUGGUAUAGGGGAAUUUCCUGAUAUUAACUAGCAAGAUAUGGAAAGAUAGCUAUGCUUAGUUUUAAAGUCAAAGGAAGAUAACAAAAUAAAUUAUAAUAUGAAUGAUUCUGAGAUACUGAAGAAAUAUUUUACUUAGUGUUAUAAAGUACGAUGUGUUGCUGCUAUGCCUAGGAAGCUGUUUUUUGGGCAAUCUAUGGAAGCUAAAUAUCUAACCAGAAAUGCUUUAUGCCUUGUAAUAUAAUGUAUUAUAUAUUAGAUCUAAGUUCAGUAAUAAAUGCAAUUUGAAGUUUGGAAAAGUAUUGUAAUAAAGUUGCCUUUAACUUAGCUUUA